AUGCCUUCUAAAGGAACAAUCGUUCUUACUGGGGCCAACGGUGGCAUUGGACGCGCCAUCGUGUCCCAAAUCCGGUCCUCACCAGAGCUCUCCUCAUACCACGCCAUCUACACUGUACGCGACGCAUCAUCAUCUUUGCCCCCUCAGUUAGAUCCUCAACAAAAAUCCAACACCAACACACAAGCAUUCGAUACCAUCUCUCUCGACCUUUCCAAUCUGGCCAGUGUCCGCACAACGGCAGCCAGCAUCAAUGCACGAGUCACAGCGGGGGAGAUCCCGCCCAUCCGUGCUCUUAUCCUGAACGCUGGAUACCACGAGAUGAACAUUCAAAGUUUCACAGAAGACGGGUUUGCAACAAUGUUUAUUGCUAACCAUCUUGGUAAUUGGUUGCUUGUUCUUUUACUACUGCAGAGCAUGGAUCGCGACAUGGGCCGAAUAGUGGUGCUUGGAAGCAAGGCCCAUGAUCCCUCAUUAAAGCAAAAUGCGCUCCCUUUCAAAGAUGAGAAAUGGAGGACGAUGCUUCAUGAAAGCACCGAUCCGAUUGCGAAUGGGACCUGGAGUUCGUUCAAAGAAGACCCAUCGUAUGCGAGCGGAAUGCGACGAUACGGUGCUUCCAAGCUCUGUCUUAUUAUGAUGAUCGGGGAACUCCAGCGGCGUCUCUCCACUGACCCCGCCCUCUCCAACAUCUCCAUUCUCGGUGUCGAUCCGGGCGCCGUUCCCACUAACAUAGCCCGAAGAAGCCCAUUUUUCAUCCGCGUAAUCAUAUUCCAGUUCAUCUUCCCGCUCAUUGCCGCUAUCCAACAAUGGCGUAAUCCUACUGGUAACAACACCAUACGCACCCCGGAAAAGUCUGCGAGGGACGUACUAGCGGCGGCUAUGGAUAGUAACCCAGUACUUGGUGAACGGCCACAGGGGUUGUAUCUGGAUGGAUCAGAGUUGGCUGAAGUUAGUCCUGAGGCAAGGGAUGAGAGGAAGAGGUUGAUGGUUUGGAGGGAUAGUGUGAGGUAUACGGGGAUGAAGAAGGAGGAUACAAUGCUUGUAGAUUGGGAGUAA
Messenger RNA from Talaromyces marneffei, 1053 nucleotides. RefSeq lists its product as uncharacterized. The transcript is spliced from 3 exons. The record is from RefSeq and is a predicted model, not a curated record. NCBI's taxonomy places the organism in Eukaryota, Fungi, Ascomycota, Eurotiomycetes, Eurotiales, Trichocomaceae. The coding region runs from base 1 to 1053 and encodes 350 amino acids.